ACUCGACCGCCCAUUCUCGUGCUACCUCGUUCCUCCAACGACGCUCCUUUUCUCUGAUCGGCCGCGACUCUAUCGGUGCAUGUCAGUCUUGUUGCUUUGCUAUGGAUCCGUCGCACCCGAGCCGAAGAAGCCCAAUUCCUACGUCGUAAAUGUGCUUUAGCGGGUCCUACGGGCGGGUGUUUGUACCUAUCGUCCUAUACGACUAGACGCCGAGCCGCCAGCCGACGCUAUGAGCCAGCCGCAGAAGAAGACUGGAGGAGGAUGGGGCUCGUUACUCUCAGGCGCAGUUGCUGGCUUGGAGUCGCGUCUGGACAACAUCCUCGCCGACGAGGAGACGCGUGCUGCGGAAGAGGCCGCCCGUAGAGCACGACUUGGUAUUCAGCAAAAAUCCGCGGUCGCGAGCCUGAAAGCAGACGAGAAGGACUCUUUGUCUAGGGCGGCUAGCAAGAACAGGGUAAACGACAGGCUAGCUGAGAGGUUGGCUAAGGCGGCAAAGGGCGAAAGGAGUAAUCGGCCCAGCAGCGAGUUACCCAGUCGCGCGGCAAGUCCUUUGCCCAGAACAAGCAAGGAAGUAUCGAGCACAGGUGGCAGCGAAGAGAAACCCGACAAUGCGGGGGCUGAAAGGACGUAUGGUGAGCAGACCGCCGGCCUGGACGGCGUUGCUGGAAGUGCGAGAGGAUCACAUGAGGCUAGCAUGCCUGCGUCAAACGACUCGAAGGUCUCCUCGAAACGACAGUCGCACGAUGCUGCCCGACAUUCAGUCGAGCUGUCACAGCAAGCCGAAGAUGUGGCGGCAGCUACACCUCUGAAGAGGUCCCCUUCAUUUCUUGAGUCCGAGGUCCAGCGCCUCACUCAGGUACAGGAUGAAAACACGCGCAAUUAUCAAGAAGAGUUGCAUGCACACCUCGAGCGUAUAGACGCCUUGCAGGCCAAGCUUGAGUACUUGGCUAAGCAGACGGCAGCGGCAGCUCGUGAGGCUGCAGCAGCAGCUGAUCCGGGAAGCCUACAGAAAAAGCUCGCUGAGAUGGAGGAGCGUAAUGCGCUGCUGUUGGAGGAAGGCAACAAACUCAGUAAGAAUGAAAUCAAGGCCAGAGGUGCCAUUGCCAAGUUGCGAUCUAGGGUCCAGGAAGAGGAGAAAGCAAGUGUAGAAUUGAAAAGAAAGCUGGCAACAUCUGAAGAAGAAAAGCUCGACCUCAGAGAUCGCCUGAAGAUUGUUGAAGAGAGAGAGAAGGCAGCUCAAGCUAAACUCAGCAGCUUGGCCAAGGUCGAGACUGAGCUUGACACAGUCAAACGAGAUCGCGAGGACGCAAAAAAGGAGGUUGCGAACUUGAAAAAGCUGCUUGCUGAAGCAGAACAGAGGGCAGAGGACGCGGAGAAGAAGGCGCAGACAGACCAGCUGGAGGAGCAGAUGCGAGUCAUUGCCGAAUUGAACGAUGACCUGUCCAAUGCCCGGCUGGAGAAGAAACUCGCAGAGGACAGGGCCAAGGCUGAGAUAAAAAUGCUAAGGGAAGACAUGGAACGAAAAGAGGAGAAAUCACGGCUUAACGAGAUGGAGCUGCGCAACGAGAUACACAGUCUUGAGACCAAACUCGAGCUUUUUCGGAGCCGUACUGAAGAAGUUACCUCGUCUACUACCACGGAUGGUCAAGCCAAAUUACUACGGCAAGUGGAAACGCUACAGACUCAGUACUCUCUUGCUAGCGAGAACUGGCAAACCCUCGAAAGCACCCUUAACGCACGCAUUGUUGCUCUAGAAAAGGAACGUGAUGACAUCGCCAGGCGAGAAGCAGACGUCCGUAAGAAAGCGCGCGAAGUCAAUGCCAAAGCCAGAAGGCUCGAAGAAGAUCUCGAGGGCGAGAAGGAGAGGGCAAGUGCGUUUGAAACAGAUCUCAACGAGCAAAAGGCCGCGCUAGCGAAAUUGCAGACGCGCUUGAUGGCCGCAGAGAACGCACACGCCGAGGCCAAAGCUCAAGUGGAGCGUGAGCGUAAGGCUUGGGAAAAGGAGAUGCAGAACAAGCUCGAGGAGGAGCGGAUGCGAUGGAGAGCCGUGCACAGUCAGCCCUUGGCUUCACCUAACCCUUCGUCUGCCUCAGCUUUCAUGGCUGAGCAAAAUAACUUCCUAGGAGUAGGAUCUCCGACCACGUCGUACGGAAAUCGUAAGGCCUCAGACUCGGGCCUUCUAGGAUUGUACGGCAGACGAAGCAAUGCGGCAAGUCGUACACAUUCUUCGGAUUUGCCAUCUCUUCAAGCAUCCGACCGACCAGCAUCUCGACGAGCAAUGCCUGUUGGCUUCCCAGGACAACCCGUCCGGACCAACACAGGCGACUCUUCACAGUUCAGCCUCGAUGCUGCCUCGUCCCAUGUCUCGGGCCUGGGUCUGAACGGUGGGGGCUUACCACGCAGCGCUACCGCCUCUGUAGCUCCGUCUAUUGACAUUGACGCCAUCGACGACCGUCUCGAGCCCGAUUCAACCUCAUCACCACACAGAACAGUGAAUGAACUGGUUUCACACAGCACCAUGGCUGCGGGCCCUUCUGUACAACUGGUCGAACGAAUGUCUGCGGCUGUCCGCCGCCUUGAGAGCGAAAAGGCGGCAAGCAAAGAAGAGCAUGCCCGGUUGCAGGCUCAGCGUGACGAGGCGCGAGAGGAGGUCGUCGGGUUGAUGCGCGAAAUAGACAUCCUAAAGAAACGCCAGGAGAAGAUGGAAAGCCUGGAAAAGGAAUUGGAAAAUCUUAGAACGAGAUACGAGGCAAGCCUCGAGAUGCUAGGCGAGAAGAGCGAAGAAGUGGAGGAGUUGCGGGACGAUCUGGAAGAGGUUAAGAAGAUCUACAAAGAAGUGUUGCUUCAGACCGGUGGCGGCGCAGGCCCGAAGAGAUGAUGGCUCAUUGACAAAGGCGGAGCGGUAGACCGAUUUUAUCGCUUAUGUGUAUUCAUUACUGACAUUAGAUAAAUUUAUACAUGUGUUUCAUGCG
Molecule: messenger RNA, 2972 nt
Organism: Verruconis gallopava
Lineage: Eukaryota; Fungi; Ascomycota; Dothideomycetes; Venturiales; Sympoventuriaceae
Exons: 2
Coding region: 230-2878 (882 amino acids)
Cellular component (GO): endoplasmic reticulum; Golgi apparatus
Source: RefSeq, a predicted model, not a curated record